UGGUCCCGGAUCCAUCUUCCAAAAGGACCAAAACCCUGACUCCAGCCUUCCACUCCGCCACUCCGGAACAUAAAAACACAAAUUGAAGUGAAGGUAUCACUGUAUCAGUAUCACCUCAACACACCUAAAAGAAGAAGAAAAAAAAUAAAAAUAAAUGGCAGUGUCAGUGUUUUCAUCAACCUUCAACUUACCCAAUCUCCCUAACUUUUCUCAUAACCAUCAUUAUAAUAACAUCACAAACCCUGCUUUUCUGUUUCAAUCUCUCCCAUUUGACCAUUCCACCGCAAUAAACCAUUCCUUUUUUAAAAUCCAUUGUGUCAAUUCAGAUUCUGUGCCGAGAACGAUCAAAGUCUCUAGUGGUGAAGCUACCAAUGGUAAAUUGGAAGCCGCUGAAGAAUUUAUUACUGGUGAUCCCAAUAUUGACAGUGGUGGCGGCAGCGGUGGCCAUGGAGAUGGGGGCGAUUCCUCUAGCGGAGGUGGAGGCGGUGGUGGUGAGGGAGAAGACAACGAUAAAGAAGAGGAGGAGUUUGGGCCGAUACUGAAAUUUGAAGAGGUUAUGAAAGAGACGGAGGCUAAAGGUGUGAGUUUGCCUUCUGAUAUGUUGGACGCUGCGAAAACUACUGGGAUUCGUAAAAUGUUUCUUCUUCGCUAUUUGGAUUUGCAGGGGUCAGUUUGGCCACUUGGAUUCUUAAUGAAAUACUGUUCCAUGCUUCGUAACCGAAUGCUAGCUGAUCCUUCUUUUCUUUUCAAAAUUGGAAUAGAGAUUGUUAUUGAUUGUUGUUGUGCAACAUUUGCGGAAGUUCAGAAAAGGGGAAAGGAUUUUUGGUCAGAGUUUGAGUUGUACCUAGCUGAUCUUUUGGUUGGUGUGGUUCUUGACAUUGCUUUGGUUGGCAUGUUAGCGCCUUAUGCUCGUUUUGGGCAGCCAUCAGUGUCAAGUGGUUUAUUUGGACGCAUACAACAUGCUUGUCGGUCUCUUCCCAGUAGUGUUUUUGAAGCUGAGAGACCAGGAUGUAGAUUCUCAGUGAAGCAGCGGAUUGCUACGUACUUUUACAAGGGUGUACUGUAUGGUUCAGCUGGGUUUGGCUGUGGUCUCAUUGGCCAAGGCAUAGCAAAUUUGAUCAUGACUGCCAAAAGGAGAAUCAAAAAAUCUGAAGAGGAUAUUCCUGUGCCACCUCUUUUGCAAAGUGCUGCUCUUUGGGGUGUUUUUCUGGCUGUGUCUUCCAACAUUCGUUAUCAAAUUAUAAACGGACUGGAAUCUGUUGUGGAAAAAUCAGCAUUGGCAGAGCAGGUCCCUCCUGUUGCAAAGGCUUUCACUGUGGGUGUGCGAUUCGCCAAUAAUAUUUAUGGUGGCAUGCAGUUUGUGGAUUGGGCGAAAUGGAGUGGUGUGCAAUAGAUAAAUUACAGAGAUUAGUCAAAGCAGCCUUCUGUUUUAGUUUAGCUUAGAUGAGAGUUUCCGCAAUUAUUUCUUUCUUGAUUAUAUUAGAAUAAAGUUGCAUUACUUGAUAAGUUGUGGUUUGGGUGAAGAUGAUUAAAAGAUAGAAAGUCGAUUUUUUGUGGAA
Molecule: messenger RNA, 1559 nt
Organism: Pistacia vera
Lineage: Eukaryota; Viridiplantae; Streptophyta; Magnoliopsida; Sapindales; Anacardiaceae
Product: protein RETICULATA-RELATED 1, chloroplastic-like
Exons: 7
Coding region: 155-1393 (412 amino acids)
Biological process (GO): plant organ development
Cellular component (GO): chloroplast inner membrane
Source: RefSeq, a predicted model, not a curated record